Ectocarpus siliculosus is the source of this 1698-nucleotide messenger RNA. Lineage: Eukaryota; Phaeophyceae; Ectocarpales; Ectocarpaceae. The record is from the annotation of a GenBank genome assembly.
AACCGUUGUCACAAAGAUCAGGCGCACGCUAAGGAAAGCAUCGGCGGGGGGACAGCAAGCAUGGCCUACAAUCCGACUGCCCAGCCGGCUCAAGCUUACGCCGUGGAGGGCGGGCAGGGGUAUCACCAACCUUCCGCACCCCAACAACCCUACGGAGCCCAGCCUCAAGUCCAUGGACAGGCGGUGGUGGCGCAGCCGUACAAUGGGCCGACCGCGCAGCAGGCGGUGGUCGGGCAGGCGGGGAACCAGCAGCAGCACGUCAUCGUUGUGCGUCAAGGAGGUGGAGGGGCAGCACAGAUCCCGCCGCCGAACCACUGCUGCAUCUCCGUGCUCAGCUUGUUUUGCUGCCUGCCAAUAGGGAUCUUCGCCGUCUGCAUGUCUUGCAGCGUCGACAGCAAGUGGCGGAGGGGGGACUUCGAUGGAGCGAACAGCGCGUCGCAUAUGGCCAAGAAGGCCGCGAUCCUCGCUAUCAUGCUCGGGCUUGUGUGGUCGAUCUUCACCUCCGUCUACGAGGUAAACGUGGACGGGACCGACGACGACGACGAUCGUUUCGGUGGCCAGUAAAACAUGCGUGUAUCCAUGGCUCCAGGCUUGGCGAGCUUCGGCACGGGGUGAGGUUGAAGCUGGGAUGGCUGCAGCCUGCUCUCUCGGGGGAGAGAAGGCACUUUGGAACAAAAGGGAUAUUUGUGAAGCGGGCGGCGGCUCUUGAAGGCGUACCCGGAGCAAGACAACACAGCAUGCUGUCGAUUUUUACAACGUGGAGGUGAUGUGACCCACGCCCCCCCCCCUCCUGACUAUUUGCGUACACCUGUUUGGGAUAACCGGCCAUAGAUGGAAGAUCCUGAAAAAAAUCCAGCGUGGGCCAGCUUUCUUGGGUAUGUAAGUUGGGUUGGGUGUUCGUCAGCUGCUGCUGCUGAACGUCGAGCGGUUCAGCACUACGUAGAUGACGGGACGUGUGUCCCCGACGCAUGCAUGCGAAGUGUGCGUGUGUAACCUUCGCGCGUAGACACCGCGUCCGCAAGUUGUGGCGUGGGGUUGCAUGGAAUGGAGGGCACAGAGCCUCUUCGCGUGUGUAUAUUCUGUUUCAUGUCCCCGAUUGUUUCAGCGUGCUUGGGUUGAUGCGUGUUGAAAAGGGCUUCAGUUUUGACGCGCAUGUUCGGCCGUGUGAUACGGAAGAGCUUUGUGUUGUGCUGCUUGUAUGUAGUGGUUACAUCAGGUGACCAGGGUUUUAGACCUGCUUGUCGAGGUGGAGUGGGAGGGGGAUUGCGGUACCCGUUUCCAUUAUUUGUUCUCGCUUUCCUGAUUUUUUCUCAUGAGCAUUUUCUGAACCACCCUUUUCCUUUGUUAUUCUCUCUUUUCCUGAUUUGAUCUGAAAAACCAUUUUCUGAGCCGGGAGUAGUAAAGAGUUUUGGAGAAGCUGCAGUGUGUGUCUUGGAGAAAAUCGUGGUAUUCACCGCCAUAGCGACGCGGAAUAUGAUCCACGACAUGGUCAGCCGAUAUUUUGCAGCAGCAUGGUGUCUCCACCAUUCAUUCCGAACCCGCUCCGUUUGAGCUAACUGUUCGGAAUGGGUGCUGAUGUUGUUGCCUUGAGUUCUUUGGGGGGUACUAUGUAGGACGGGGCGCAAAGCUCUUGUUGCUCGCGUCGGGACUCCUCUUGCAUGGUGUAGGGCACGAUUGUUGUGGCGGCGUGAUACCCUU